AUGCACGGACUGCACACGAGUCCGAGGGCGCACGCCAGGGAAGAAUUGCGCGCGGGCGCACAGACGCCCACACCCACCCAACCAUACAAUGCCACAUGGCUGGCACCGCCAUACCGGCCACCCUCCGCGGCGGGGGUGGCGGGGGCCCGGGCAGCAACCCCAGAAACGCCAGAAUGCCCCCCGGCCCAGCCCCUGUUCCGGCGUUCAACACCCUGCCCCGGCACCCCAGAACCCCAAGGCACAGACCCGACGCCCCGACGCAAGGUCAACCCGCCCCACCCGGUGGUGCGCCCGCAGCGGCGCAAGCCAUCCCCGCACGGGCAGGGACCCAGCAUGGGGUCGGGCGGCUCCAAGGCAUCGGGCCCCGCCACCAGCCCCGGAGGGGAGGCCAGCUACCCCACCCAGGGCCUGCACCCGCCCUCCACGCGUCCCCGGACCUGCACCCGAGGCAAAACGGCGGCGCCCCCCGAGCCCCCACCCAUCCACCACCAACCAGGGCAAGCACACAGACACCCCAGGUCAGCCGCCGAGGCCCCCCAGCUUACUCAGGAAGUUACCGACACAAGCAGUCAUCCCAGAGUCAAUUCCCAGCCACCAACUAGGCCACCCGGGAGAUGA
Pygocentrus nattereri (red-bellied piranha) is the source of this 618-nucleotide messenger RNA. Its product is annotated as extensin-like. The transcript is spliced from 2 exons. Lineage: Eukaryota; Metazoa; Chordata; Actinopteri; Characiformes; Serrasalmidae. The record is from RefSeq and is a predicted model, not a curated record. The coding region runs from base 1 to 618 and encodes 205 amino acids.